Molecule: messenger RNA, 2185 nt
Organism: Mus musculus (house mouse)
Lineage: Eukaryota; Metazoa; Chordata; Mammalia; Rodentia; Muridae
Gene: Hsd3b9
Product: hydroxy-delta-5-steroid dehydrogenase, 3 beta- and steroid delta-isomerase 9
Exons: 4
Coding region: 601-1800 (399 amino acids)
Biological process (GO): steroid biosynthetic process
Cellular component (GO): mitochondrial membrane; endoplasmic reticulum membrane
Molecular function (GO): steroid dehydrogenase activity, acting on the CH-OH group of donors, NAD or NADP as acceptor; oxidoreductase activity, acting on the CH-OH group of donors, NAD or NADP as acceptor
Source: RefSeq, a predicted model, not a curated record
GGGCAAUAGGUUGGACAAGUCUUAGAGUGUUUCUGCCAUACACUCUAAUGACCUUUUACUCAUCUACUGUUGUCAAUCUAAACAAUGAAACAAAAAAACCAUCAGACUAUUGCAUAAAAUAAUGAUAUUUCCUUUAGAAGAACAUAUACAUUCUCUGCAGUGAACUGUAAGAUAAAUAGUUGACACUAAGAAAAGGAUUUAAAAUUGGCAACAAAAUGUAUCAUAUUUAAUACAUUAAAAGAACACUCUUUAGCUGGGUAUUGAUUAACCUUUGUUGUACACUUGACUUAACCUGAAGCCAUCUAGAAAGAGGAAACCUCUAUUGGAGAAUAGUCUUCAUUUAAUUAUUAAUCAUUGUCUUCAUUAUUAACUGAUGAACGAGGGCCCAGCAUCCUAAGCUUGUUUGUAGCUGAACAGUUAGACAUUACUAGAAACUGAUAUAUCAAACAAGGGAGUAGAAGCCUUGUGCCACUUUCUCUUUCCUCAGCCUGUGCAUCACUUCCUCUGUAUCCUUUAUAAAUGUGACCCUGGGUUUCUGAAGUCAGAGCGCUGAAGCUGAGAAAACUAACUAUAUACAGUGAGAAUUUUUAGAAAUAACAUAUGUGGGAGGUUUCUCAUAAGCACAGGAGUACCUUAUAUCACAUCUGCACCCUCAACUAUCUGAUUCCUGUGUUGACCAUGCCUGGGUGGAGCUGCCUGGUGACAGGAGCAGGAGGGUUUCUUGGCCAGAGGAUUGUCCGAAUGUUGGUGCAGGAGGAAGAGCUGCAGGAGAUCAGAGCCCUGUUCAGGACCUUCGGUCGAAAACAGGAAGAGGAAUUGUCCAAGCUGCAGACAAAGGCCAAGGUGACAGCACUGAAGGGAGACAUUCUGGAUGCCCAGUGCCUGAAGAGAGCCUGCCAGGGCAUGUCUGCUGUCAUCCACACCGCUGCUGCUAUUGACCCCCUUGGUGCCGCUUCCAGACAGACCAUCCUAGAUGUCAAUCUGAAAGGUACUCAGCUCCUACUGGAUGCUUGUGUGGAAGCCAACGUGCCAACAUUCAUCUACAGCAGCUCAGUGCUUGUGGCUGGACCAAAUUCCUACAAGGAGAUCAUCCUGAAUGCCCAUGAGGAGGAGCAUCAUGAAAGCACAUGGUCUAACCCAUACCCAUACAGCAAAAAGAUGGCUGAGAAGGCAGUGCUGGCAGCCAAUGGGAGCAUCCUGAAAAAUGGUGGCACUUUGCAUACUUGUGCCUUAAGACUCUCUUUCAUCUAUGGGGAAGAAUGCCAAGUCACUUCAACCACUGUGAAAACAGCACUGAAGAACAACAGCAUAAUUAAGAAAGAUGCCACAUUCUCCAUUGCCAACCCAGUGUAUGUGGGCAAUGCAGCCUGGGCUCACAUUCUGGCUGCCAGGAGCCUACAGGACCCUAAGAAGUCCCCAAGCAUCCAAGGACAGUUCUAUUACAUUACAGAUGACACCCCUCACCAAAGCUAUGAUGACUUAAAAUGCACCCUGAGCAAGGAGUGGGGCCUCCGCCUUGAUACCAGCUGGAGUCUUCCUCUGCCCCUGCUCUACUGGCUUGCCUUCCUCCUGGAAACUGUGAGCUUCCUGCUACGUCCAGUCUACAACUAUAGACCACCAUUUAACCGCCUCUUGAUCACAGUGCUAAAUAGUGUAUUCACCUUCUCCUACAAGAAGGCUCAGCGAGAUCUGGGCUAUGAGCCACUUGUCAGCUGGGAGGAAGCCAAGCAGAAAACCUCAGAGUGGAUCGGAACACUAGUGAUGCAGCACAGGGAGAUUGGAAACAAAAAGUCACAGUGAUAUGAAGAGGGAGAGGACAUGGCCCUGGGUGUUAUUAGGUCCUCCAGAAAGGGACUUAGAAACAAUCCAACUCUUAACAAUUCCAUUUUACACUCUGUCCAACUUGUCUUUGGGUCACCAGAAGCCUUGCAAGUCACUGGCCCAGUUGCAACCCUUCAGCUCUAAGCACUUGUCCAGCAAUGCACAAGAUGUGCCUCAGCUGCUGUGACCCAAGGAUGGGUGGCUGAUAGUGAGUUGCCUGGAACCUCUUGUAGGUUAGAAUUUCAUCAGGGCUUCCACAUCUCCUUUCCAUGUGCCAACGCAUUUCGUGUCUGAGAAAAUUCCCAUACCUUUAUGAAGCUCAAAGAAAAGAACAAUAAAAUCUUUUAAUGCUUAAUGUGGAAAA